AUGCCAGUAUUUUGGAAACAAUUCAAUAAUAACCAAAAAAGUUUUUCUAGUGAUUCUUUACCACUACCGUCGUCUACAAUUAAUAAAUCCCCAAUAAAAGAAAAUGAGAAUAAUAAUAUAUUUGAUUCUAGUUUCUCCCAAAUACCUAUAGAAAGUCCAAUACCUAUAUCGAGUGUUGAUAAGAACUAUCUUUCUCCCCCAACUACUCUGCCUGCUAGAAGACCACCUUUGGCUUUGAAAUUUGGCUCAAAUAAUAAUGUUCCUACAACACCACCAAGUAUAAAUACUUCAAAGCAACAAGAAGAGCAAAAUAAAUAUAGAUCGUAUAGAGAUAAUUUUAUUUCAAACCGUAAUGGGUUUACAGGUGGAGUAUUUGGUGUUUCAUUAUCACAAUCUUUGAGUGUCGCUAGUGCAGAAGUUAUCGUACAGUCAGAGCUUGUUAAUUUUGGUAGAAUUCCUAUUGUUGUGGCUAAAUGUGGUGCUUAUUUAAAAGCUAAUGCUCUGGAUACCCCCGGUAUUUUUAGAAUUGCUGGUAAUAGUAAAAGAGUCAAAGAAUUACAAUAUAUAUUUUCAAGGCCGCCUGAUUAUGGUACAAAAUUUAAUCAAUGGGAACCGUAUACUGUUCACGAUGUUGCUUCACUCCUGAGAAGAUAUUUAAAUAAUUUGGAAGAACCACUUAUACCAUUAGAUCUUUAUGACGAUUUUAGGUCACCUUUACAAGAUAGGCCGCGAAUUUUGAGGCAUAUGAUGAAAAAAAAUAAAUCAGAUAUGUCUAAGAAUUCAUCUACAGUAAACCAUACUCUAAAUGCGCAUAGUUCAAAAUCUAAAUCUAUUCACAGCUCAUCAGCAAUAUCACCAGCUGGGCAGCCAUCUGAUCUUAAUCAGAACAGUAAUAAUGCUAAAAAUCAGAAUCUCAGUAAUUCAACAGUCCAAAGCCAUAUAAAUCACCAUAAUAAUGAAUCUACUGAUAAAAAGGAGCCUGCUAUUCAUCGUUUAGAACUUAAAGAUGUGCCAAUAAUUACUAUGACUGACAAGCCACAUGGUGAACCAAAAGAAAUAUUACCUGCUCAUUCAAAGCCCAUGAGAGUUAAAAAUUCUAGCGGGUCUGGUCUUUCAAUAACUUCAACUGAGGCAACAAUCUCCACUGAGGCAGCAAGUAAUCAACAAGCAUUAUCAUCAAGCAUGAAUGAAUUAUCUAGCACUUCUCCAACUGAAAAUAUGCCACCUUAUACUGAUGACAGAGAAAACGAUGGUGAUGAGGAAGAGGAUGAUGCACUACUUAAGGAAAGAAAAGGAAAAAGGACACAUAAGAAAAAGAAACUAACGAGAGAUGUUAAGGCAGCCAUUAAGGAUUACGAGGCAUUAUUUGUAUCAUUAUCUAACGACACUAAGCAAUUAACAAUUUAUUUGUUAGAUUUACUAAGCUUAUUUUCAAGACAGUCUCAAUUCAAUUUAAUGCCAGGCAGCAAUCUGGCAGCUAUUUUUCAGCCAUCCUUUCUAUUUCAUCCACAGCAUGAUAUGGAUCCCAAAGAAUAUGAACUUUCCAGAUUGGUAGUGGAAUUUCUGAUAGAAUAUUCUUAUAAGCUACUUCCACAUCUUUUGAAACUUGCUAAAGAAGAACAACUGAAAACCCAGGAGACUGAUAGAAAGAUAUCAGCCUCUUCUAACAUAGCUACUUCAACAAAUAUUAACGCAGAAGAACGGCCUGAAUCAUUCACUCGUGUUGAUCCCUCUGGUAGUCCUUCUAAGGUACUAAAUAGCAAUGAUUCACCAAAUAGAGUAAUUAAAAAUAUAAUAAAAGAUGAUCCAGUUUCCGGUAGAACAUCACCAAUUCAGGCUAUAAAUAUUCCUAGAACAAUGUCUCCUGCUCGUAUUACGCGUACAGAUUCUCCCUUAUCAAUUUCAAGUUCAUCGUUAAAGAAUGGUGAAAAACAGAAUUUAUUAGCAUUCCCAUCGGAUAUACCAGGCAUUGUCCAACCUUCUUCAGUUAAAGAAAAUGCUGCAAAUAAUAUAUCACUGACAAAUCUAUCUCAGUCAAUUCCAAAGAAAUUUAUAUCUCCAAAAAAACCCAUCAAAACUAGGCCACAUUCCAGAUCAAUAGGCUCUGUUCCAAACCCUCCAGAUGUGAUCACAAGUAAUAAGAGAAGGUCAAAAUUAUUCCCAUGGCUUCAUAAGCCUGGCAUAUUAAGUGACUCUGGUGAUUUAAGUGUAACUGAAGAGGAAGGAGAAGAUCUAUAUGAUGAUGAAAAUGAAAAUGAAAAUGAAGUUGCAUCUUUAUCACCUUCAACACCUACCCAUGAUAUUUCCACUGGAUUGCAAUACUUACCUGUCCAAGGUAUGAAUCGUUCAUUAAGCAGCAAUAGUGCUAAUUUUACAUUCAACGGUAGACCAAAGGCUACUGUGAUAAAGCCUAGCGUUGGUACUACCGAAACUUCGAUUUCUGCAGACUCUGCCAUUAAAACAGCAUUAUUAGAAGGACCUGAGAAUGGUCAUACUAGAUCUAGAUCGUUUUCUGGCAGUGAAAAUCCAACUUAUAUGAAGUCAGCAAAGGAUAGCAAGCAGAAGAAGCGUGAAUCAUGGUUUCAAAGAUUACGCAGCCCUUCACGGCCUGUCAAGAAAUGA
Messenger RNA from Henningerozyma blattae CBS 6284, 2622 nucleotides. RefSeq names its product GTPase-activating protein SAC7 (gene SAC7). Lineage: Eukaryota; Fungi; Ascomycota; Saccharomycetes; Saccharomycetales; Saccharomycetaceae. Gene Ontology annotation, molecular function: GTPase activator activity. The coding region runs from base 1 to 2622 and encodes 873 amino acids. The transcript has a single exon. Gene Ontology annotation, cellular component: cell cortex. Gene Ontology annotation, biological process: activation of GTPase activity; signal transduction; regulation of fungal-type cell wall organization. The record is from RefSeq and is a predicted model, not a curated record.